Messenger RNA from Mytilus californianus (California mussel), 519 nucleotides. RefSeq lists its product as uncharacterized. The record is from RefSeq and is a predicted model, not a curated record. The transcript has 4 exons. The coding region runs from base 52 to 519 and encodes 155 amino acids. Lineage: Eukaryota; Metazoa; Mollusca; Bivalvia; Mytilida; Mytilidae.
CAUAAGGAAAAGAAAUCUGAGCCAGAAACUAUCAAGACAUAUUCUCAGAUAAUGGAAGAGAAAAGGAAGAAACUUGAGAAACAAAGAGAAAAGAAGGCUAAAACUGAAGAAAAGUCUAAAAGAAAGAAAAUUACCCCUAUUGGUUUCAGUGAUAAGGAAAAUGAAACCAUUUUGAAUGAAAUAGCAGAACCAAAGAAAUCUCCAAUAAAAACAGAGGUACCAGAUACAAAAAGUGGUUUGUUGGAGACGUUCAGCUUUACUCUCCAAGAAACCACAGAUGAUAGUAAUCCACCUCAGUCUGACCAAGUUGAUAGUUCUACAGAACAUUUAGAACUAUUAUCAACUUCAGUUCCAGAAAAUUCCAAAGAGGAUACAGAUGAUCUUCUUGAAAUGUCGCCUACCAAAAAGACAAGUGAUGACUCAUGGCUAGAGUUCAGUAAUGAAGAUUCAGAUAUGACUGGAUGUGAACCUGCCGACGAUGAUGACCUUCUCAGAGAAAUUGAUGAGCUAUUGGCGUGA